This is a messenger RNA of Nannizzia gypsea CBS 118893, 1626 nucleotides long. RefSeq lists its product as hypothetical. Bases 1 to 1626 code for a protein of 541 amino acids. The record is from RefSeq and is a predicted model, not a curated record. Lineage: Eukaryota; Fungi; Ascomycota; Eurotiomycetes; Onygenales; Arthrodermataceae. The transcript is spliced from 3 exons.
AUGGACGAACAGGAGUUUGAAGUGUUCGACUCGCUCCCCCCAGCGCUGCGUCGCAAGCUCUUCUCUAACCUCGAGCGCUUCCGUCUCGAGCAGAUGAGACUCGCGCAGGCCUCUAAUAACCUCGACCGACGAGCAAGUGAACAUCACCACUCUUCUACUGCUCCAUCCUCUUCCUGCUGCUGCUGCGGUACGACGACGACAGCGUCUUCUUCCUCGCCCACUAAGCUCUGCAGACACCGCAGGCCCAGCAGUCCGAAGGCCCGAAACCAACGGGGCCGGCCAGUCGCACCGAUCAACGGCAAGAGACGCUGCAAGUCCUCGCACCAACGCGUCCUCCAGAAGCCCUCGGCUCAGCUGCAGACGGCCUACCUGACGGCCCAAGCAGACUCCGAGUGGUUCCAGUCGCUGCCGCCAAAGGUCCAGCAGCGCCACUUCAGCGUCGAGGAGCAGGCCCGGCUUGGAGGCUGGCGCUCCAGCAUCAUCUUCGACGCCGCCGACCAGGCCUGCUACAAGUACGGCAGCUUCACCACCAGCGCCGCCGCUGCUGAGUCCUCUCUCUCGCUGCCAGCUACUUCUACUCUCUCUCGCUCUUCUUCUUUCUCGAGCAUGUCGUCCGCUGUUGACGGCGAUGCGGGCGUUGACGCUUACAACAACCGUGCAGACGACUCGCUCUACGACAGCUUCAAGUGGCUCGACGAGGAAGAUGAUAUAGAUCUCUCGCUCGACUACCACGCCCACCUCGCAGAGACCUCGACUCCUUCAAACAUCCACGGCAAGACCAAGUCGCCCUUUCGAAGCAGGAGACCGUCUUCCUUCAGACGCACUUUUUCCACUUCCUCGUCAAACCGCGGCAUGAGCAGCGGGGGAAGUGCUCUCCCCUCACCUCGUUUGCGCAGCCAGACCCAAUCUCACAGCAACACCAACAACACCAGCAACACUCAUAGACCACGGUCAGGAUCAAAACAUGCUCCACCACCACUACUACCGUCUUACCUCCCUCACCCUUCCUAUGGCUCCGUCGACCAUCCAGCACAGUUCUACCAGGACCCCGAGGCCCGUCUCAAGCUGAGAGUCUACCUCGCCUCUCCCCAAAAGUUCGACGAAGCAAUUGAGUUUGGCUUCCCUUCCCUCGAACACAACGACAACCUGGGCACUCCCUUCUCCUUCGAUCGCAAGUGGAAGAUGCAGGAGUCUCCUACUUCCAACUGCUUCAUCGACUCAGAGUGCAUCGCUCCCUUCGACAAUUUCGCCAGCGGACCUCCCAGCCCUCGCACCGCCAUCCGACCAAAAACCUCCGGAGACCUCAGGCCAGACACCAACUGCCCCUCUCCAUGGCGCAACCCUUCCGUCUGCGACUCCGUCAACUCUCGUCCCUCUUGCUCCAGCCGUCGUCCCGUCAUCGUAGGCUCCUCAGGCCCCAUGGGCGGCAGGGAGAUGACCCUCAAGAUGACCCUGACCAGACCAGACCUCAGAUCAAGCGAGCUUACCGCGUCACCUAAGUCUUCCAUGGAGGAUCCGCUGAAGCUGGCUGACUUGCCUGUGGACGAGAAGGCGCCUGUCUGGGACAAGCCGGAGAAGACCUCCAUGAAGAGCGUCUGGAGGAAGAUCACCGGGAAAUCAAAUUGA